AUGUUAUUCUUUAGUAUUGCUCUAGUCAUCAUCAUAAUUUAUAGCAUCUAUCGUCUUUACAAUCAUUUCUAUCCAACGUUGAAUGUCAACUCAAAUGACAAAUAUGUACUGAUAUCAGGAUGUGACACUGGUGUAGGCUAUUCCCUAGCUCUGCAACUUGAUCAGCAAGGUUUUAAUAUACUUGCUGGAGUAUAUCUUCACGAGAAUAUUACAUCAUUAACAAAUCAACUUUCAUCCAGAGCCACUGUCUUUCAUUUGGAUAUUACCAAACAAGAUGACAUCGAUGCUGCACUACAGUUAGUACAAAAGAAAACGAACACUCUCUAUGCACUCAUCAACAAUGCCGGGAUCAUUACACACGGAUGCAUUGAUUGGACAUCCAUGAAUCUAAUGCGUCAAAUUAUGGAUGUGAACUAUUUUGGACACGUUGCUAUGACGAAAACGUUUUUACCUCUGCUUUUAACGAAACCUUAUUCGCGUGUGGUGAAUAUGUGUUCAGCAACCGGUUUCUUCGCCUUUCCAAAUACGUGUGCCUACUCUUCAUCAAAAUCUGCACUGGAAGCAUUUUCAGAUUGUCUCCGAAGAGAAAUGAGACCGUGGGGUCUGCAUGUGAGUAUCAUCGAACCUGGUACCUUACGAACACUGAUGACUGAAAAUUAUGAAAAAAAUUUACGCGCUCUUUGGAAUGGACUUUCCGCUGACACUCAACAACGAUGGGGCAUCGAAUUUUUGAAUAAUAUCAUUCAACAAUCGUUAAGCAGUCCGUUUAUUAAAUAUGCAGAUAGUCCAUUAACUGUUGUCAAAGCCAUUCAACAUGCGGUGAUGAGCACAAAACCGUGUAUUCGUUAUCGACCGGGAUGGCAAGCGAAAAUGAUUUUUGUUGUAUUCUAUCUUCCUCCAGUUUGGUUAAUUGACAAACUCUUAGCGAAAGUAUUACAUUUCAUUCCAGCUGAACUACGAAAGCAACAGUCGAACUAG
Molecule: messenger RNA, 978 nt
Organism: Adineta ricciae
Lineage: Eukaryota; Metazoa; Rotifera; Eurotatoria; Adinetida; Adinetidae
Source: the annotation of a GenBank genome assembly